AUCACACGAAUGGGAGAAGAGUAUAAGGAGGCAAAGGCGACACGUAAUCAGGAUUUUGACUGGCUCGACCGACCCUUUCAACACCUGCCACACGGAAACCUGACCCCGGUGGGCUUUGAACGUCGACGUCGCCGUCAUGGAGAAUUCCCCCAGGCUCGAGGAGGCCAUACGCCAGACACACACUGAGGAUACCGAGGCCGAUGUCAAGAAGCCACAGGCCGGAGUCGGCGGGGGGGACCUGGCUGCGAACCUCAUCGGCGACCAGACCGUCGAGUUGACCGAGGAGGAUAACAAACGCAUCCGCCGGAAAACCGACAGGCACAUCCUGACCGUGCUCGUCUGGGUGUACUUCCUCCAGAUCCUCGACAAGUCCGCGCUCGGCUACGGCGCCAUCCUGGGCAUGCGCGAGGAGUGCAACCUGACGGGCAACGAGUACUCGAUGGUGGGCUCCAUCUCGGCGAUCGCGCAGCUCGUCUGGCUGCCCUUCUCCUCCUGGCUGAUCGUCAGGGUCCCGCACCGCAUCCUCAUGCCCGCCCUCGUCUUCGGGUGGGGCACCGCCCAGGCCUGCAUGGGCGCCUGCAACGACUACGGCGGCCUCCUCGCCACGCGCUUCCUGCUCGGCCUCUUUGAGGCCGCCUGCCUGCCCCUCUUCUCCGUCAUCACCUCCCAGUGGUACCGCCGCGCCGAGCAGCCUAUCCGCGUCGCCGCCUGGUACGGCACCAACGGCGUCGCCACCAUGUUCGCCGCCGCCGUGUCCUACGGCCUCCGCGGCAUCGACUCCCCCGUCUCCUCCUGGCGCGUCCUCUUCAUCCUCGUCGGCCUCCUCACCGUCGUCACCUCCGUCGUCGUAUUCUUCGUUCUCGACAGCGACGUCCCGUCCGCCCGCUUCCUCACCGACCACGAGAAGCUGCAGGCCAUCGAGCGCCUCCGCGCGAACCAGACCGGCACCGGGUCCCGCGAGUUCAAGUGGCCCCAGGCCCUCGAGGCCGUCGUCGAGGUCAAGAGCUGGCUGUUCAUCGGCAUGGCGCUGUGCCUCAACGUCACCGCGGCCGUGACCAACAUCUUCGGCCCCAUCAUCCUCGGCGGCUUCGGCUUCAGCCCCGCGAUCGUCUCGCUCAUGAACAUCCCCUUCGGCGCCGUGCAGCUGCUCGUCAUCUUCCCGUCGUCGUACCUCGCGCACCGCUUCCGCGUCAAGUCGCCCUUCCUCCAGGCCGUCUUCGUGCCCGUCCUCGCCGGCACCAUCAUGCUGUACCUGCUGGAGCCGGGCCGCACGGCGCCGCUGCUCGCCGCCUACUACAUGCUGGCCUUCAUCUUCGGCGCGAACCCGAUCCUCGUGUCCUGGAUGAUCUCCAACAUCGGCGGCACCACCAAGAAGUCCGUCAUCAUGGCCCUCUACAACAUCGGCGUCUCCGCCGGCAACAUCGUCGGCCCCCUGCUCUUCAACCAGGACGACGCCCCCCGCUACCGCCCCGGCCUCCAGAAGAUCAUGACCACCACCUGCGUCCUCUUCGCCAUCGUCGGCCUCCAGGUCGUCGCCCUCUUCGUCCUCAACAGGAUGCAGGAGCGCCGCCGCGUCCGCAACGGCAAGCCCGCCAAGCUCCACGACGCCAGCAUGGAGCACCGCUACACCGCCGCCGCGGGCCGCGACGACGACACCGACUUCCGGCUCGGCGGCGACGCGUUCAAAGACCUGACUGACUCCCAGAACGACGAGUUCGUCUACGUCUAUUGACAAACGUGCUGUUUGGGAGGCUGUUGAGCAGACUAGGCCGGCGAAGCCACAUGCGCCAAGCUGUACAAAUCGAAAGCCGGAG
Messenger RNA from Durotheca rogersii, 1814 nucleotides. Its product is annotated as major facilitator superfamily domain-containing protein. The record is from RefSeq and is a predicted model, not a curated record. Gene Ontology annotation, cellular component: membrane. Bases 137 to 1732 code for a protein of 531 amino acids. The transcript has 2 exons. Lineage: Eukaryota; Fungi; Ascomycota; Sordariomycetes; Xylariales; Xylariaceae. Gene Ontology annotation, biological process: transmembrane transport. Gene Ontology annotation, molecular function: transmembrane transporter activity.